Messenger RNA from Harmonia axyridis, 2718 nucleotides. Its product is annotated as protein lin-54 homolog. The coding region runs from base 279 to 2459 and encodes 726 amino acids. The record is from RefSeq and is a predicted model, not a curated record. Lineage: Eukaryota; Metazoa; Arthropoda; Insecta; Coleoptera; Coccinellidae. Gene Ontology annotation, biological process: regulation of DNA-templated transcription. Gene Ontology annotation, cellular component: nucleus. The transcript is spliced from 11 exons.
CUUUGGUGGUCACGUGAUCUGUCAUAUUUGACUUUUGUUUUGAAUAGUCCAUAUUCGAUUUUUAAAUUAUAAAACUGAAAAGUGAUUGAAAAAAUGUCCCUUUCUGAGAGAGGCCAUUGAUUGCAGAUCAUUUUGGCCAAACUUCAAGUAGCAUUUUAAAACUAUUUAUGAAGCUAGAUGGAAUGAGCUUUAGACAUUAAAAAUUUUUCUUUGAACUCUCUGUAAUCACGUAAAAGUAGUAUUAGAUUAUAUUAAUUUCCUUCCAAAGUAUAUGAAUUAUGUAUAACAUAACAUUUGUAGAGAGUUCAGAGGAUGUGGAGUCCCUAGUGAACACAUUAAAUAUUGAAGGAGCAACUUUAACUGAAGGUAAUAUUUCGUUGACUACAACAGAUCUGCAGAGAUUAGCUGAAUUAUCACAAGAGCUCAGUUUUAACAACAGUAUGGAAACAGAAGAUACUGAAGUGAUAAUUGACGAUACAGAACAUAUUGAGGAAGAGAUAGUUGAAACUGAAAUAGGAGCAGAAGAAGUUGAGAUAGAGACAGAAAGGCAGCCUAGUCCAGAAGAAAUUUUACCAGACAUUAAAGGCAAAAGUAUUGUCCCACCCUUGAGACCUCUAACCAUCGCUCCUAAACCCACCAAAAUUACUCUCAAACCACUUCAAAGUGGACAGCAAUUACUUUUUGUCCAAGGUCAGAAUCUUACAACUAGCUCCGGUCAGACAGUUAAACUAUUGUCCCCUCAAGGUCAGGAAAUAAAUUUAGCCAAUCUUCAAUUAGGUAGGCCAAUAAAGCCUGCAAGUACUUUAAAAACAAUUACCGCCACUUCUGCAGGUAACAUCUCUGUGGUCCCACAAAAACAGUUAUUUGUCAGAAAGGUAGUAUCACCAAGUGGUUCAACUAAAAACAUAGUUAAACCACUUUACAGUACUAAAACGCAGGAGCAGCAUUUUAUGGUCGUGCAAAAGGCAGAACCUAACUCGACUACAACACAUGUGAAACUAGUUCCAAAUACUUCAAAUCUGACUCCCAUUGGCCCCACAAAAACCAUUACAUUACAACAAGCCCAAGAAAUGGGGCUUUUAACCAAUGCGAAAUACGUUCCGCAAACUCCGCCAAAAGCGACCCUGGUUUUGAACAAAGGGGGCACGAAAACUUUGAAACUAGUAUCACAGGUGCCUGGACAAACUCAUCAGCUGAUGACUAAUGUGGGUGGUAACGUAAAAGCUCUGACUUUGAGCCCGGUUAAAUCUCCCACGAAAAUUUUGCCCGCCCAGAAAGGUACACAACAUAUCAUUUACAAGAAACCGAGUGUGGCGCAAUCCAUCUUGCCUCAAGCGCAAGUCAUACAGGUGGCCGGAGCUCAAACCCUGAACGCGGGGCAGCUUCACCAAAUCAAUAUACCAGGAAAAGGGGUUCAGUACAUAAAAUUUGUGCCAUCGACUACUGUUGCCCCAUCGCCUACGACAACUGUCACAGUUAGUACUGCCAACACGAAACCUAAUCUUUCCCUGCAUACUACCCCGGGAGGAAGUCUUGUCUUCUCAGAAUUGGGUACGUCUUCCAACCAUACGAACCAGAAGAAUGUUAAGCCUGUGGUUAUAAAUAAGCCGGUUACAGUUAACACCCAAGUAGUCAUGCUGCCUUAUUUAUCGACCACCCACACCAAUGCUGCUCCUGCGAAGUUGGCAAUACCGAAACAGAGCCCCAAGUCCUCAUCUAAUCCUUCUGGUGCUACCUCUGCUUCGGGUUCUGACAGAUCUCAAAACUCAGGUGAUACCCCACCCGACAGUAAUGGAAUGAGGACUAGAAAGCCUUGCAACUGUACGAAAUCUCAAUGUUUGAAACUCUACUGCGAUUGCUUCGCAAACGGAGAGUUUUGUUAUCAAUGUAAAUGCAUGUUCUGUUUCAACAACUUAGAGAACGAAGAAUAUAGACAAAGAGCUAUAAAAGCUUGUUUGGAGAGGAACCCAAAUGCUUUCAGGCCGAAAAUUGGAAAAGCCAAAGAUAUGGGGGACGUCUCCAUCAGAAAGCACACGAAAGGAUGUAACUGCAAAAGGUCUGGUUGUUUAAAGAAUUACUGCGAAUGCUAUGAGGCGAAGAUAGCAUGCUCCAGUAAUUGUAAAUGCGUAGGCUGUCGCAACAUCGAGGAAUCCUUGGAAAGGAAGAACUUGAGAAGUGUAAUAAAUAACGGGGUAUCGAUGGCUCCAAUGGAAAGGAUAGUGCCGAAGGUUAAUAACACCGUGCCUUUACCGAAACCCAAAAGUUCAAAUACAAGUCGGCAAGCAGUGAAUUUCAUAACAGACGAUGUAAUUGAGGCAACUUGUCAAUGUCUACUUUCGGUCGCUGAUAAAGGAACUGAAAAUAUGCAGGAUGUGGAAACGACAACUAGGGAAAUUAUCCAAGAGUUCGGAAGGUGUCUUAAUGAAAUAAUCGAACAUUCGACAAAUAGAAGUCCUUGAAUUAUUGUUAAAACCUCAAUAAUUUUGUAUAGUACAAUUGAACUAGUUUUUAAGUGUAAAUUGUUUUAAAUAUAAUUUUUCAAAAAAAAAAAAAAGAUACAGAACAAGAUUUGGACGGAUAUGUUGAAUUAUUUUUAAUUAUAACCCAAAUUUUUAUCGAAACUUGUUUAUAUGUAUUUUUCUUGCGUUUAAAAGGUGUAUUGCAAAAACGGAAAUUUUUGGGUGGAUUAUUUAUUAUUAAAUUGAUUUUUUAUCUUGA